Molecule: messenger RNA, 2845 nt
Organism: Electrophorus electricus (electric eel)
Lineage: Eukaryota; Metazoa; Chordata; Actinopteri; Gymnotiformes; Gymnotidae
Source: RefSeq, a predicted model, not a curated record
UAGAAAAGGAAAGGGUAGUUUAAAAAUGUAGUACAACGCUGAACCGAGUUAUCAGAGACGUGAAACUCUUACUAGCUUUAAUUGCCUUACACAUCACAUGGGGGUUUUGAUCAAUUCAAAUGAUACACGUCCUUGAGCAUUUUAACAAUGAAAGAAGGGUUUAUGUUUAUUGCAGAGCACCAAUAAUGGACAUGUUUUCUAGUAGCUACUGUCAAUGACCGUAGGCCCAGUAGUUUAGACAGUACACACCCGUUUGCAAAGUGUUCUUAUGAAACCUUUAAUCCUCUACACACUGGCUCUGCCUACUGAAAUGCAAGAGAUUAGUGCAAACAACUCAACACUAACCAGUCUACCCCCGAACUACCGUAAUAUCAAACUAGGCCGAGAAGACCUGCAAGCGGCUGUAAUCUAAAACCGAUUUUUGUUGCGCUGUCUUGGAACCCCGCCCCUUUUCUUUCGUCGUAACUUCUUUUUUUCCUUCACUUUUUUGUAGGGUAGAACGUCUGUGACCAAUAACCAACAGUCCGCCACCACUCUGACGGGAACGGACGCUCAACACGGUCCUUCCCCGUGUCCUUUGAGCUGUGCAGGAAGUGUUUAGUGUAGCUAUAUAUCGUCAGCAUUCUGGUUCAUUGGUGUAUUCAUACUUACAGUACAAGCUUAAACUUGUUAGGUCAAGGAGUAAGUACGUUUGGCGGUUCACUUACUUGCAAAGAACCUCUGUAGUUCUUCUCAUCGAAAAAAGGAUGGCUCGUCGUGUGGCCGUGAUCGGAGCAGGCAGCUCUGGGCUGGCCUGCAUUAAGUGCUGCUUGGACGAGGGUCUAGAACCGGUGUGUUUCGAGAGCAGCGAUGACAUCGGAGGACUCUGGAGGUUUAAGGAGAAUCCUGAACCAGACAGGGCCAGCAUCUAUCAUUCCGUGAUCAUCAACACGUCAAAGGAGAUGAUGUGUUACAGUGAUUUUCCGAUUCCGGCCCACUUUCCAAACUAUAUGCAUAACACGUACAUCAUGGAUUAUUUUCGCCUGUAUGCCGAACGCUUCCAGCUCAUGCGCUAUGUCCGCCUUCAGACAAAAGUCCUGCAUAUCAUUCCAAAAUCAGACUUCGCUCAAUCUGGCCAGUGGGAUAUAGAGACGGAGGACGGAGAUGGGAAGAAAGAGAAACACGUGUUUGACGCUGUGCUGGUCUGCACCGGACACCACUGUCACCCCAACCUUCCCUUGAAAGACUUCCCAGGAAUAGACACAUUCAAAGGGAAAUACUUCCACAGCCGGGACUACAAAACUCCGGAGGAAUGGCGUCACAAGAGGGCGGUUGUGAUCGGAAUCGGCAACUCGGGAAGCGACAUCGCCGUGGAGCUUAGCAGGAUGACCAAGCAGGUUUUCCUGAGCACCAGGAAAGGUUCCUGGAUCCGUAACCGCGUGGGGUAUAGGGGCAUUCCCUUAGACAUGACCUUCACCAGGGUGGACCAAAUUCUUGCUUCUUAUUUUCCCCACACGGUCAUCUCACACCUGGUGGAGAAGUCUCUCAAUAAAAGAUUCAACCAUGAGCUGUACGGUCUGAAGCCAAAACACAGGGCAUACAGCGAGCAUCCCACAUUGAACGAUGAGCUGCCCAACCGCAUCAUCUCGGGCACUGUGCUGGUGAAGCCCAACGUGAAGGAGUUCCGUGGUUCUGCUGUGGUCUUCGAGGACGGCACGGUUGAGGACCACAUCGACCUGGUCGUGUUUGCCACCGGUUACACAUUCUCCUUCCCCUUCCUCCCGGCUCACGUCCUGUCCGUAACUGCGAACAAGAUGCCGCUGUAUAAAUACGUCUUCCCACCGGACCUCGACAAGCCCACACUGGCUGUGAUUGGUCUCAUCCAGCCCCUGGGAGCCAUCAUGCCCAUCUCCGAGAUGCAAGCUCGCUGGGCCACGCGUGUCUUCAAAGGAGUGAAGAAGCUUCCUUCCCAGAGUGCCAUGCUAGAAGACAUCAAAGCCAAGAAGGAGACCAUGGCUAAGAGGUACGUGGCCUCUCAGAGACACACGAUCCAGGUGGACUAUAUGGCCUACAUGGACGAGUUAGCAGACCAAGUGGGUGUGCGCCCCAGUAUCCUGUGGCUGCUUCUGACGGAUCCGGCCAUAGGUUUCAGGGUCCUUUUUGGUCCCUGCACCCCCUACCAGUAUCGGCUGCGUGGGCCAGGCCGGUGGGAGGGGGCUCGCCGUGCCAUCCUCACCCAAUGGGAGCGCUUGGCCACGCCCCUGAAGACACGCAGUGCCCCGGUGCAGGAGCCGAGCCACUCUGCCCUCCCCGUUGUCCUCACGGCAUCUGCCGCAGCCGUGAUCUCAGCUGCCUACUACACCAGGGCCAGCCUGCCCGACGUGCUCUCGGGUGUCUCGUCUCUGCUGGAAAGGUUGAGGGCUUACCUGCCGCUACCAGCGUCCCUGCGGUGAAACUCUGUCUCAAAACAGUGAUGCAUACGGUUAAUCCUUAUACUACAAUGCCAAUGGAAAUUUAAGUUUAGGCUUAGGCCUGAUGUGGGGAUGAUUCCACUAAAUUUAAAUUCGCUAAAUGGUAGUUCUUUAUGCUUAGUUUCCUGUAUUAAAGACUUUUCUAAUUCUGGAAAUGUUGCCAUUGUGUAUUAAAUUCAGCAUUCAUAUUCUUACUUUUCUGAAGCAAUUUUAGUGGAUUUAAUAGUGAAGCAUUUGUGUAUACAGUAAACCAAAAUACACACAGACCAUCUAAAGGAUCAUAAUCAAGAGCUUCACAUUUAUUUUGUAUUGCUAAAAUGUCUGAGAGGUUAUUGUUUUGCUCUCUAUGUAUCUCUAAAGCCAAAUGUUUGAUAAAUAAACACAAAUACCCUGAA